UUAUCUCAAAACAGAACACUAUUAGAAUACAACAAUAUAGUAAGGGUAAGGGUUCAAUUCUUUGGAGUUAGCUUCCUAAGGAUGGGGGCUUAAUUUUUUAACUUAGAUAAUAGUGCUACUUUCAUUACUUAAUGAUUGUCUCAAAUAAUAUGUGUUAUGCAAUGUUCAUACCAACAAAAAAUAUAAAUAAUAAAUUUUGAAUUUUCUCUCAUAGUUAUCAUUUAGAUUAAAAAAUAAUUUAAGAUUAAUAUAAAAUUAGUAAAUAGAAAUUACAAUAUAUAUAUUAUUAAAAAUAAAAUGAAAUUAUAUUAAAGACAUGUGAACUAUCUUAAACACAAGGUUAAGAGUCCACAUGGCUUCUACGGUGGACCACUGCAGUUUAAUUGUUCUAACAGUUCAUAUGGACAUGAGUUGUUGCCUUCCUAUCGUACCAAGGCUUCAGGAUUUAGGGUGGUGCGGUAUCCCCUCCCUUCACCAAUUCCAGGUGCUUUAGGUCCACUAUUCCCUUAAACUAAGGCAGCAAAUGCCUUCCAAUAAAUUUGGACCGUAGCCCCAAAAAAAGGUUUCCAAUUUCGGUGGAGUAGAAUUCAAACAAUGCAUAUGGACAGAGACCCCCCAAAAAUAAAUAAUUUCAUAUAAACCCCAAAUUGGAACCGACUAUAAAAUCCAAGAAAUUGUACACACUAUCAAAUAUAAACAAAUUAGAAGCAUGAAAACAUAAUAAAUCAGUUGUUAUCCAGCACAAAAGAAAUUUAAACGGCAACAAAAUCUCUUUUGAGCACAAACACCAAAAAACAUUCAAAAUCUACUUCAAAUCGCCAAAUCCGUUGAGGAAAUUGUAGCAAUGAACCAGUGGUUGGUGAGGAUUUUGGCAAGUUCGAAUCCCUCCAUGGAUUUGGAGAUGAAAGGACUCCGAUGGAUUUGGAGAUUAGGUUAACAAAUGCCUUCUAGCGGAGAUGAAAGGUCUUGGGCGGUUUUUCUCCCAAAAAACAAAUCCCCCGAUAGUUAAAAGGUACGAAGGGCAGUGUGGUCAUUAUUUUUUAAAAUUCAUACUGUUAAAAUGGAGACUGACGGCUGGGGAUCUUUGCAACGUUUAUAAAAUUUUGGGAGCUAUUUGAAACUUUUUUCUUUUGGGAUUUAAGUAUAAAAGGGCCAAACUUUAAGGGGUGCCUCUGUAAUUUUUUCUAUUUUGUUUCUGUCUUUUUGCUUUUAUAUUUCUUCUUUCUUGCUUCUCUUCUUUUUGUUUUUGCUUUUGGGUUUUGCAUGAGGAGGCUGUGAUGGUUCUUGGAUGAGGGUUUUGCUAAGCUGAUGAGUGGAAAAUGGCUAUUUCAUUGACGGAGAGGCAAUCUUGGAUGGUCUGCUUAUAUCUUUUGCGCAAUAGCUCGUUUGAGAUCUGUGCAAGCAUAUGGAAUAAAGAGUUCAGAUUGCUUUGAGAUCUGUGCAAGGCAAGAUCAAAUGGUUGGCAUUGCGAGAGAAGAUCAAUCAUUCUUUUACACGAAAGGUCUCUCCAUUGCAGCGUUGCUUAACCUUCUUGCGAUCCCUUUCAUCAUCAUUGAGAAGGAAGAUUGCCGCACUUCCUUUUGGAAGAUGUGGACAUAUGACAGGAUAAAGCUUGAUCUCCUUAGGCUGUUCUGCUCCCAACCUGGGGUGCCACACCCUGCCACCUCUCUUCAAGGAAAAGAUAUCACAUAUUACCAAGAUGAGUAUGAGAGCCAUCUAAAGAUACACCCUAUAUAUGGGAGAACUGUGCACUCGAUGAGGUUUGAUGAAGAGGCUAAGCACUGGAAGAUAGAAGCUUCUAACACUGAAACCGAAGAGUUAAUGACAUAUGAGGCUAGGUUUAUCAUCUUUGCUACAGGGAAUAAUAGCAAAGGCUUGAUCCCUGAUCAUCCCGGGCUUGAGAAUUUUACAGGGGAGAUCAUCCAUUUCCGAAACUAUAGGAAUGGUGCAAGGUACAAUGGACAAAAGGUUCUUGUUGUCGGAAGAGGGUCACAUGUGAUGGACGUUACUCGUGAUCUUUCGACUUUUGGGGCAAAUCCAACUGUUGCAAUUUGGAACCCG
This is a messenger RNA of Elaeis guineensis (African oil palm), 2061 nucleotides long. The record is from RefSeq and is a predicted model, not a curated record. Lineage: Eukaryota; Viridiplantae; Streptophyta; Magnoliopsida; Arecales; Arecaceae.